AUGCGUUCAAUUUUCUGUUUUAGAAUUUUGGAUCCUCUGAGCGAGGAAUUCAAGCCGGAACAAUCUCUCUCCUCGUUGGAGUUCCCUGAUGGAUACGUGAAUUGGAUCGGCAAAGAGAACUUCGAGAUAGUAUCCACGAAUCAGGAAGGGAACAACGUGGAAUCUCUUCGACCCGAUCAAGCAAAGAAGAAGACUAUAACUCGUCUAGAGUGCGACCACUGUCGACGCAAGUUCCUCAAGAAGAGUAACCUGGCCGAGCACUUGAAGAAGCACAAGCACAAGUGUCCUGAUUGCCCGAAAACUUUCAGACUUCGUCGAUACCUGGCCUCUCACGUGGAAAAGAUCCAUCGACGCCAAGUGUACGAUUGUAGCGUUUGCGAGUACAAGAGCAACAACAAAGGCACCCUGAAGAACCACUACAUCCGCCUGCACACGACCAACUACGAUUUCUCUUGCGACACCUGCGGCAAGCAAUUCAAGAUAAAGAAAGCGUUGAAUCAUCACGUGAAGCAGAACCACAGCGAUGCACCUCCAAUAGUGUGCGACGUCUGCGGCCAUUUCAGCAAGAAUCUCCACGCUUUGAAGGCCCACAUGAAGUACAGACACUACAAGCCUGAGUUCAUAUGUCAAAUCUGCAGAAGAGGCAUGACCACUCGGGAGAAUCUGGAGCAACAUUUGACUUGGCACGAGACGAGGGAGAAGGUAUUGUGCCCCACUUGCGGAAAGAGGUUUAGAGGCCGGGAUUUGGACUCUCACAUGAGAGUGCACACCGGGGUCAAACCAUUCCCCUGCCCUGUAUGCGGGAAAUCGUUCAGAAGGCAGACUGCUCAGGAGCAGCACGUGCUUAUCCACACAGGGAAGAGGCCAUACGUUUGCGACAUUUGUGGCCAAGCGUUCGCCCAGAAACCGGGCCUUAUUUGUCACAGGAAACGCCAUCCUGGACCAUUGCCACCUUUGCCUGUCGUUUCGAUAAAGAACAUCGUCACCGAGUUCACUAAGGAGUACACCAUGAAGAACACGAUUAUUAAAAUUGAAUGA
Molecule: messenger RNA, 1038 nt
Organism: Apis laboriosa (Himalayan honeybee)
Lineage: Eukaryota; Metazoa; Arthropoda; Insecta; Hymenoptera; Apidae
Product: zinc finger protein 525-like
Exons: 1
Coding region: 1-1038 (345 amino acids)
Biological process (GO): regulation of transcription by RNA polymerase II
Cellular component (GO): nucleus
Molecular function (GO): DNA-binding transcription activator activity, RNA polymerase II-specific; RNA polymerase II cis-regulatory region sequence-specific DNA binding
Source: RefSeq, a predicted model, not a curated record